AGAAUAGAAAAAGCAUUGUCCAAAGUCCGGAGAAAGGAGGAAAAGAAAGAGUGAGAGAGAGAGAGAUUUUCUUCGUAGAAUCGGGAAAGUCUUGGAAGGGUAGCUGAGGAGGAACGGUAGAGCUGAAUUCCGACGAUCUUCGCAGCGGUUUCUCUCAAUGGACUACUCCUACAGCUUUCACGACGGCAACAUCACCGACUUGAUAAACAGUCGCACUCUUCACAACCAUCAUGAUUUCAACUACAUUGUGCAAAUGCACUCCUCACUUGUGCGAAGGCUCUCCCUAGAAAGAGAAUUAGAGGGGCACCAUGGAUGUGUAAAUGCUAUAGCUUGGAAUUCAGAAGGCUCAAUGUUGAUAUCAGGAUCUGAUGAUACACGACUUAAUAUUUGGUCGUAUUCAAGCCGAAAACUUUUGCACUCCAUUGAGACUGGCCACUCUGCUAACAUUUUCUGUACAAAAUUCAUUCCUGAAACUUCAGAUGAAUUGGUUGUUUCUGGGGCAGGGGAUGCUGAGGUCCGCCUCUUUAAUUUAUCCCGUUUAAGGAGGAGUGGACUGGAGGAGGGUGGUAUCAGCCCCUCGGCAAUUUUUCAGUGUCAUACGAGGAGGGUUAAAAAAUUAGCUGUGGAAGUAGGAAACCCUCAUGUGGUGUGGAGUGCGAGUGAAGAUGGAACAUUGAGGCAGCAUGAUUUUCGUGAAGGUGCUUCUUGUCCUCCUGCUGGUUCCUCUCAUCAAGAAUGUCGUAACAUCCUCCUUGAUUUGCGUUGUGGAGCUAAAAAAUCAUUAGCGGACCCUCCUAAGCAGUGCCUUGCUCUGAAAUCUUGUGAUAUUAGUUCUACUAGGCCUCAUUUACUCCUUGUUGGUGGCAGUGAUACAUUUGCACGUUUGUAUGAUAGACGAAUGCUGCCUCCAUUGUCAUCUAGUCAGAAGAAGUUGCCACCACCUCCUUGUGUGAACUAUUUUUGUCCAAUGCAUCUCUCUGACCUUGGUCGGUCUAGCUUGCAUUUAACUCACGUCACUUUCAGUCCUAAUGGAGAGGAGGUUCUUCUUAGUUAUAGUGGAGAGCAUGUGUAUCUGAUGGAUGUCAAUCUUGCUUCAGGGAGUACAAUGAGGUAUACCCCUGGGGAUGUGUCAAAGCUUACCAGCUUGAGUCCCAUACUUGACAGUGCCGUCAUGCAUUCACCUGUUUCUGGAGCGACUUUAAAUGGGUUUCCUGUGAGAAAGAAAGCUGCUGCAGGGCUUGAUAAGUGCAGGAAGUUAAUCCAGAUUGCUGAAAAAUCGUUAAAAGGAGAAACAGAUUAUUAUUAUGGAAUUGAGGCUUGUAAUGAAGUUUUGGAUGGUCGCAGCCAUGAAAUUGGACCAACUCUCAUGCACGAGUGUUUGUGUAUACGUGCAUCCUUGUUGCUUAAGCGGAUGUGGAAAAGUGAUGCACACAUGGCUAUCAGGGACUGUCAGAGAGCUAGGAAAAUCAAUCCUUCUUCAACCAGGGCACUCAUUUGCAUGGCUGAAGCACUUUCCAUGUUGGAAAAACAUAAGGAAGCCUUAGACUUUGCUAUUGCAGCACAAUCUCUGGCUCCCUCUGAUCCUGAAAUUACGGAGAGGGUGGAGAAUAUUAAGAAGAAUCUUGCUGCAGCUGAAUCUGACAAAGCUAACAUGGAAGGUGAUAGAGGAUCAAAGGCAAACUAUCGAGCAGGACGAGUACUUUCUCUGAGUGACAUAAUCUAUCAUUCAGAAGGAGAAAAUGAUACUUCCAUAGAUGGGCCUGAAAGAGAGGACUCUGACUACGAUGAAGAGCUGGAACUGGAUUUUGGAACAUCAAUAUCUACUGAUGAUUCUGAUCCCAAUGUUGUCCACAGAAAUAUAAAUUUGAGAAUACACAGGCGAGGUGAUUCGAGCAUGGAAACUGGAAGACCCAAUGGCUCUUGUGGGUUACCUGUAUUAUCAUCCGAAAAUGAUAAAGUGCCCUAUCAGCCUGAGGUGGCAAUAGAUAUGAAGCAGAUAUAUGUUGGUCACUGUAAUAUAGGCACUGAUAUAAAGCAAGCUAGCUUUAUUGGCCAAAGAGGUGAAUAUGUUGCCAGUGGAAGUGAUGACGGUAGAUGGUUUAUCUGGGAGAAAAGAACUGCCCGGUUAUUAAAGAUGCUACAUGGAGAUGAGGCUGUGGUCAACUGUGUACAGUGCCAUCCAUAUGAUUGUGUCAUUGCGACUAGUGGAAUCGAUAGCACCAUAAAGAUCUGGACUCCAAAUUCAUCAGUCCCAUCCACUGUGGCUGGCGGAGCUGCAGGCCCAGAGACUUCAAAUGUUUUAGAUGCUAUGGAAGGAAACCAGCGCAGAUUAUGUCGCACACGUGAAGCAAUUUUGCCCUUCGAAAUUCUGGAGCGUUUCCGGAUGCAUGAGUUUGCUGAGGGAAGUUUUCAUCCAUUUGAGUGCGCGCAAACUUAAUAUUGUUCUCCUUGCAGCACUUCGCCAUAGAUGAUUGGAGGGCCUACCGACAGACUUGCUCCAAGUUUGUGAAUCUAAUUAGUCUGUGUUGUAGAGGUUUAGUGUUUUGAAAAUAAGUAUGGAGCAAAGAUUUACAACGCUGAUAGCGGUGGCUACAGGAAGGAGUUUCUUUUAGGCUUUGUAUAGCCACUGCUCAUUAAGUGUUUUCUUUAAUGGAA
Molecule: messenger RNA, 2655 nt
Organism: Sesamum indicum (sesame)
Lineage: Eukaryota; Viridiplantae; Streptophyta; Magnoliopsida; Lamiales; Pedaliaceae
Source: RefSeq, a predicted model, not a curated record